UUCAGCCUGGCUUCAUUUUCUACCCCGCAGAGAAAGGGACUAAGACCGGGCAGUUUCCAGCUCGGAUAGAAACCCGGACAGUGUCUCCAGUAAGGGAGCGAGCCGCCUCCUGCCCUGGCAAAUGCCAAAUCCACACCGGACCCAGCGCCACCCCAGCAAUGGGCUUGUUUUAAUGGAGAAGUCUUGGUGUGGAACAAGGCCAAACUGUUUACGUAAUGUUGGCAGAAACAAAUGGCAAUAAAAAUCUCAAUGAACUGUGAAGAGCAGCAGUGGAACUACUGUUGAACAGGAUGACUGCAUUUCUGCCUGUGUCGCUACAGACCUUCGUGGAAAUCCAAGCAGACACAGAACAUCUGUGGUAUGUGUCUAUAAGGCAUGCCAACUGAAGGAUAGACCUCUUCAGCAAAACCCUGGGAGCUCUAUCAUUUCAUAUCAUCAAGCUUUGAAAAAAAAAAUUCAAGUACUACUCAAGGCUUCUGGAUGAGUAGAAGAAAAAUAGUAAGCAGUGCCCUGAGAGAUUAAUUGACUAGGGCAAUGGCAGAAAAGUUUGACUGCAUCACCCAUGCCCAUGGGUUUGAUCUAGGUGCUCGUUACAUCGAGUUGAAACCUUUGGGAUAUGGUGCCAACGGGUUGGUUUUUGCAGCAAUUGACAGCCAAAGUUACCGUAAGGUUGCAGUGAAGAAGAUCAUUAUUAGUGACUCCAGAAGUAUCAAACACGCUCUACGAGAGAUCAAAAUCAUCCGUCGAUUGGAUCAUGAUAACAUCGUAAAGGUUUUUGAGGUCCUUGGCCCCAAAGGAAGUGAAAUACCUCGUGAUAUCUGGAGGUUGAGUGUGGUCUACAUAGUCCAAGAACACAUGGACACGGACCUUGCUCGCCUUUUGGAGCAGGGCCCCCUCUCAGAGGAACACGCUAAGCUUUUUAUGUAUCAGCUACUUCGCGGACUCAAAUACAUUCACUCAGCUAAUAUACUACACAGAGAUCUAAAGCCAGCCAAUAUCUUUAUCAACACCGAAGAUCUUGUGUUGAAAAUUGGUGACUUUGGAUUGGCAAGAAUUGUGGACCCGCAUUAUUCACACAAAGGUCACCUUUCUGAAGGUUUAGUAACCAAAUGGUAUCGAUCUCCUCGCCUCCUUCUGUCUCCGAACAACUACACCAAAGCUAUUGAUAUGUGGGCUGCAGGUUGUAUAUUUACAGAAAUGCUAACUGGGAAGAUGUUGUUUGCUGGUGCUCAUGAGCUGGAACAGAUGCAGCUCAUUCUGAAAACAAUUCCUGUUCUCCGAGAGGAGGAUAAGCAGGAUCUCCUCCGUGUUAUGCCAGCGUACAUCAACCCAAAAUGGGAGGUAACUAAACCACUGAGCACAAUACUUCCUGAAGGAAAUGCAGAAGCCAUUGAUUUCCUGGAAAAGAUCUUGACAUUUAACUCUAUGGAUCGAUUGACUGCUGAGGAAGGCCUAGCACAUCUCUUUAUGAGCCCUUAUUCCUGCCCGCAGGAUGAACCAGUAUCCCAGCAUCCUUUCAGGAUCGAAGAUGAGAUAGAUGACAUACUGUUGAUGGAAGCAAGUGAGAACCAGAUGUCGAACUGGGAGAGAUAUCAUGACAGCCUCUCUUCUGAUUUUGAGCUGCUCCGAGACAAAUACGGUGACAUGGAUGAAGCCCAGCGUGAUCCUCGUGCUACAUUGAAAGCUGUUGCAGAGGAUGUGCAGGUUGACCCUCGGAAAUAUUCGCAGAGCAGCUCUGAGCGACUCCUGGAGCAGUCCCACUCCUCCAUGGAUCGGAUGUGUGAAGUUGACUAUGGACGGUCUUGUGACUAUAAAAUCGGGUCACCCUCCUAUCUGGAUCGACUAUUGUGGAGGGACAACAAACCACAUCAUUACUCAGAGCCCAAGCUCAUUCUGGAUUUAUCUCAUAGGAAAAGAACUGCGACUGCCUCCUGUGUGGCCGUCUCACUGGAUGAAGGGAAAUCUGACCUCCUUUUGAAGGUCUCAGACUGUAAGAAUGGGAGUCCUUUCAAAAUUGAUUGCUCUAGCUCACUGCCAAAUAUUCAGGAAAGGAGUCAGCCAUCAUCCCCUCGCACCUUGGCAUCUUCAGAAACAUCAAAUGGAGGGGGUUCCCAAUUUGAUUUUGAUGUCUUCAUAUCUAGAGCCUUAAAGCUUUGUGGGAAGCAAGAAGAAAUAGCUGAUAGUAAAUUGAAUGAUUUGAAUGGCACCUGCAUGCCAGAACAUACCAAUGAAAUUGUUCAGGCAGAAGUUAAUGAAAAGGAGAGAUGGUAGAAAAAUAUUACAACAUCUCAGUAGGAGUUUUACUUUGUAAGGAUGGUGUAUCAGCAAUGUAACACAUAUAGGGUUUGCUGACCUGGAAAGCCUUGGGGGAGGUUUACAGCCUAGGAUUAGUCCUUCAUCAGUUUGGAAGAUAGCUACAGAAAAUACUGAUAGCCUGGUAACCUUUUGACAUUAUAACAGUAUUUCAGUUAACAAUUCAAAGCUUACAUUGUUUUUCCGUAUUCUCAGUCAAUGGACCUGCCACAAUGUGUAACUAGUUUUAACUGUCCUGCCUGAAAGACCAAUGCCUCUGAAGUGACACAGACUUGGAUUUUACUGUAUUCACUGAUCCUAACCAAAAAGUCGCUAGGGAUCACUCCCACCAAACGCUCACAGCUAAUUUACGCUGGAAAUAGCAUUAAUUGACAGAGGUAGAGAAUUCUGCCCACAUUACUAAUAAGGAAGACCUGUCCGAGAGACGCAAACCAAUAGGGGGCAUGGUUAGUAAGUUUGCAGAUGACACCAAAAUUGGUGGUAUAGUGGACAUUGAAGAAGAUUACUGAGACAUUUUGCUGAAUUUGUUCAGUGGGCUGAAAUUUGGAUAAAUUAAUACCAUAAUUGCAUUUUGCUAAUACAAACAAGGGUGAGACUUAUAUAAUAGGAUGGAUAUUAUUAAACUGGAGAAGGUUCAGAAAAGAUUUAUCAGGAUGUUGCUGGGAAUGGAGGGUUUGA
This is a messenger RNA of Chiloscyllium plagiosum (whitespotted bambooshark), 2991 nucleotides long. RefSeq names its product mitogen-activated protein kinase 4-like. Gene Ontology annotation, biological process: protein phosphorylation. Gene Ontology annotation, molecular function: MAP kinase activity; ATP binding. The record is from RefSeq and is a predicted model, not a curated record. Lineage: Eukaryota; Metazoa; Chordata; Chondrichthyes; Orectolobiformes; Hemiscylliidae.